AUUUUGCAUUUCAAAUAAUAUAAUUUUACUCUUUCUAACACAUGUCGAAUUCAUAUUUAUUACUCUUUUUUACAAGCCAAAGCUGAAGUGGAGCGAUCUAUGGGCUUCUUGUGCAGUUUACCAACACGACAAUGGCCGAAUUGUCCGAAUAGGAUAUUUUUUAUUGGCCCAUACAUCCCAACCUGCCAUGUCUUUGGUUUUUAAAAAUGGCGUAUACAAGCUUUUUGUUUGCCGGUUUACGCUGUUGAACCGUUUCCAAGACCUCUCGCGCUCUCAUACCUGACGUAAACGUCGUGAAUAUGAAAUUUAAGUACAUCUGCCGAUAUAUAAUCAACACUUUGAGCCCUGUGAACCAAGUUUUGUAGCGUUAUGGUGAAUUAGAAUGGUGCCUGUGGCUUGUCAAUCUUGCACGUCGUCAGGUUACCCAUUCGUAACGUAAAUAACACCCAGCGAGCGUUUUCCAUUUCAGAUAUGACAGCAAUGCAAAAUAGUAGAUAAUGGAGAGUUCAGAAGAUGAUGCGGGCGCUGCGGCGAACGCACCCCGCCGUUCAGCGGCGCGGGAAAAAGAUAAUGGGGCUGAGAAAGGCAACGCAACUAGUAGUUCGUCAAUGGAAACAUCCGAAGCCCGAACUUGGUGCCAAACGCCUGCUAUGUCGGAAGAAAACUUUGACGGCGAUAGUGUGCCUUCGCCGUCAUCGCACGAUGCUAACACCAGCACUGAGGCUAUCCUGGACAUGAUUGAUGAGAUUGUAGACGGUCCAGGCGCGCCGAAACGACUGCCGCAUUCUUUGGACGCUAACAGCGAGUCUGCCCCUAUUAGUGACAAUCCAGAAUUAACUAAAGUGGUUUCAGAGGACAUUGCCGUCCAAAUAUCAGUGCCAUGCCCUGAACCAAGUGACAAAAGUGGUCAGGAGCACGACGCGUCUGUGAGUGAACAAACAAAAAGUACGUUUUCUCCUUGUGAUACAGAAGCUCCGGCGACUGUAGCUGGUUUGGCUGAUACUGGUUCCCCACAAUCAAGUGAGCCUGUGGUUGAAUCAGAACCAGCGGAUACACCUGUCAUGACUGAAAGUAAUCCAGACGAAAGUGCAAAUACUGAGUCUGUUAGUGACUGUCCACCUCUCAAUCUUCCUACCAGCAGUGAAGUGGAGACAGAGCAAAGUGUUUCUAAUGUAAGUGUGUGUUUAGCCCAAGACCGAACAGUGAAAUGUGUGACGUCUACAUAUGACAAUGUGACUGUAGUAGGAAGUGCUGAAUCAACGUCUAGUGAUAAUAGUGUUUGUGAUGGUAAAGUUCAGGUCCAUGAAGCGCCAACACGAUCCCCCCUGAGGCGGAGGCUUGUGCGGCCUGCACCUAGUGAUCGGCGGCCAGAUUCCACAGUGUCGUCCACUUCAACAAGUGAUGAACAUACAGAACAAUCAAUAAGUGAAAUUAAAGAUGUUUCUAGUUCAUCAGAUGCUGUGCCUGCAACUGUACAUGGUAAUGUAAAUGAAGAGAUUAGAAAUGUAAGUGAAAUUAGUGUCUGCAAAGCAGAAACAUCUGGGAGUCCUCCUAAAAAAAUAAAACUUAUUAGACAAAAAUCAAGUACUGUUGGCCAUAAUGUGCAAGACAAACCAAUGUUGUUGCUUGAACAUGAGCAAUGUCAAUCAACAUCUGCAGAGACUACUGAAGCUAUUAUAAGUGAACCUUGCCCAUUAGUAACUGAUUCUACAAGUGCAACAAGCUCAGAUGAAUGCCAUGCCAUGGCAGAUCAUAAUAAAGAGGUAAUGCAUGAAAUCAGUAUAGAAAUUCCUUCAAAUGAGUGUAGAAAAGAAGAUAAACAAAAAAUAGAAGAAGAAUCUAGCGCAGGCCAAGGUGCUUUAAUAUUAGCACCUGAAUCAAAAGAUGUAAAUGAAGAACAAUCGGCAAUACCUACAAAUGUAGGCUCCAGUAGUAAAAGUUUAAUAAACCAAUCUGAGUCAGAGGCAAGUAUAAUGAUAGAUACUUCAAAAAGCAAAUGUGAGAAUGUGGAACAAGAACAGUCUGAAUCAAUUAAACAAGUCCCAAAAUUGACCAUUAAGUUAAGUAGCAAACAAUCUGAUGAGGUAAAGUCUCCUCCUGUGCCUAAGUUAACUAUAAAACCUAUUAAACCUCCUGUUGAGGAUAAAAAAGUGGAAAAUGUAGAACAAAUGCCUAGUAUUUCUAAACUGAACAUUAAACCCAUUCCUAAACCACCACAGGUGAAUGACAAUUCAAUGCGAUCCUUAAGUAAAACUGAAAACAGAACAGAAAAAGAUGAAGAACAAAUUCCAUUAGUGACAAAAAUUAACAUCAAGCCAAUUCCAAAGCCUCCAGAGAAGAUUAAUGAAGUCCAUCGCAAGUCUAGUAGUAGCGAAAUAUCUGAAUCUGAAUAUUCUGAAAAUGAUGACACAAGCACAUCUGAUCAAGCAUCUGCUUCUGAUCAAGGGCCAACGGAUAUGGUUCCUAAAGUAACCAUAAAACUUGGCAAGCCUGGAACUCAGAGUGAAGGCAAAUUUUAUACAGAAAAAAAUAUUCCUAAACUUACUAUAAAGGGUUUACAAAAUGAGAAGGAGGACAUUCGUAAACUGACAAUAAAGAACAUAAAUAUGCAUCACAAUGAAAAAGAAGAUCCUGAGAAAGGAAUACCUAAGCUGACAAUAAAGGGCUUUCAACAUUGUGAGAAGGAGGACUCAGAUUCAUCCAAACUUAAGUUAAUUAUCAGCCAAUCUGAGGAUAAACAAUCAGAUAAAAUACCUAAAUUAACAAUCAAAACAGUAGCAAAAGCAGAAGGUCAGCCUUUAAGUCCCAAGCUUACAAUAAAACCCAUAAAGCCUCCUUCAGACUUAUCCAGUAAAGAAGGUGUAUCAGAUGUUCAGCCGAUCCCCAAACUUAAAAUAUCUACAGAGCCCCUUUCUUCUGUAGUAGAGGUAAAAGAAAAUGCCCAUGUGCCUAAAAUUACAAUUAAGCCAGUUACUAGGGUUGACAUUGAUAGUAAACCACCUAAAAAAUCAACUGCAGUUUAUGAGAGCCCAGAAAACAUCCCUGUAGUGACAAAAUUAAAUAUCAAACCAAUUUUGAAGCCAUCAGAGUGUGAAGAAUCAUCAGAGAGUAUGAAAGAAAAGGUUCCUGUAGUUUCAAAAUUAAACAUUAAACCUGUCAUUAAACCUAAAGAUAAUGAAAUAAAUUCUAGUUUAGAAGAUAUUCCUAAAAUUACAAAAUUGAAUAUUAAGCCCAUAAAAUGUCCUGAAGGAAGUUCUUCAAAAGAAAAAGACUGUGAUGAAAUGAAAGCUGAAGUCGAAGAAAAUAGUAUACCUGUUGUUACUAAACUUAAUAUUAAGCCUAUUAUUAAGCCUGCAGAUGAGGAGACAUCUAAAGAUUCAGGGAAUCAAUCCUCUGAGACUGGGAAUUCCAGCGAUGAAAAUACAGACAAUAUACCAAUUGUUACAAAGUUAAAUAUCAAACCUAUAUUGAAACCUAAUGACUUAGAAGAUGUUUGCAAACUGAAAUCCUCAGAUGACCAGGCAGCUAUUCCUGUUGUAACUAAACUCACUAUAAAGCCAUUGGUGAAGCCUGAGGAAAGUGUUUCACCAUUAUCUCCUAAAAAAGGUUCAGAUUUAAGAAUUUCUAUUCCUGUUGUCACAAAGUUGAAUAUCAAACCGGUGGUUAAGCCAGAGGAUGAUAGUAAUCAAAAGUUAAAAGAUGAUGUAGAGGAUAAUUCUGUAAAAAAUCCACCUAUAGUAAUGAAAAUUAAUAUGAAAGCUGUGGCAGAUCCAUCAAGUAGUGAAAGAUUAUGUGUAGAUAAAAAAAUUAACAAUGUUGAUGAUACUAGAGAACAUAUUUUUAAUAACAUUAGUGAAGAACUACCCAAAACUAAUUUAAAGGUUAAUUUAAAAUCAUCUGAAAUAUAUGAUUUAGAAAGAAUCUCCUCAGGUAACUCCAAAAUAGACAGGGUAAGUGAUAAAGAAGAAAACAUAGAAUUAGAAGCGAGAGUUGCUGAUGUAAACAUUAAAUUAGAUACUUCAUUAAAACAAAACUGUGUACCUGAAACAGCAGAAAUACUUACAAAUGACAUGAGUAAUUCUAAUAGAGAGCUGCCUUCAAGCAGUAUUUUAAAAAUUAAGAAAACAGAAGAAAUAGAGGAUAAACCUAUCAUUGAGUCAAAUACCACUCAGGAGAAAACACAAAUAUCACAAGUGUCUAAUAGCACAUCAUUAGAACUAGAAAAUUCAAUACUUGAAAAAGAGGAAUCUACACCAGAGGAUAAUAAAAUAAAUCAGAAAACUGAAAACUCAAGUUCAUUAGUUGAACCACCUGUUGAUACAUCAGAUGUAUCCCAAAUAAGGAAUUUAAUUAAACAACAAAACAGAUCUGUACAGAACUGUACAUUGUUGAAAAAGCUAUUGGAAACGUCUGAUGAUUCCUUAGACAAUAGACUUGAGCCAUCAGAAGAGAAAACGAAUAGGUCAUCGUCACCUUCUUUACUAUGUCAAGAGCCUGUAAACUGCCUUGAAAAACAAUCUGAUCAACAAAGUACUGGAAAUUUGUACUCUGACUCGAUCCAUGACAGAAAAAACAGAAGUCAGAGCCCUGAAGUACCUAGUGAUUCUAAUGUCAGUCCAGCAGCGAUAAAAAUUCGAACCAUUCAAGAAAUAUCCAAAGAAGCAAGUGAAAACUUGAAAAAUCCAUUAGAGAUUAAUAUUUCUGAAAAAGUCAAUCAAAGCUCUGGACAAGAUUCACCAAGAAUAAUUUUGAAAAUCAAUAAGACUGACCAUGGAGCUUCUGCAAAGAUUAUAACAGAGGAUCCCAGUAAGCCAGACACAGAAGAGCAGAAGGCUGAGAUGACAAAUGAGAUAAUUAAUGAUAAGGAGAGUCCAAAAAGAAAUGUUGUCAACAGUAAAAGAAAACACGAGUCUUCUGUUACACAGAGUGCACCAGUGGGCAAAAGAUUACGUAGUUCCAGAAUUGUUGAAAGUAUGGAUAAAUCAUCAUCUUUAGUAAGACGCAAUGUUGGAAAAAGGCAAAUAGACCAGAGCCCACUCCAAAGCAAUGAACCAGAGCUAUCUGUUCUCGAAACAAAGAGAUUAAAACUUGGUCAGCUGUUAUCAAACAAAUCUCUCACUAUUUCCCCUGUCGUAGUAAGUCAGGAGACCUCUGUCAAUAAAUCUGUAGAUUUUAAACAUGAUAAUAAGGGAAAGACUGUAAAUCACAGUUUGCUGAACAACGAAAACUGUUCUAAAAAUGGCAACUCCAAACUGCACAACAUUUUGUCUAACUUGCAAGCAAAUCAGAUCCAAGUAAAACCUGUUAUUAACGACAAGAACGAGACUGUUACUUUAGAAGUUGAUUCGAAUAUAUCAUCAGGGAGUGGAGAAUGUGACAUUGUGAGGGAGAAUUGUCAUCCAGAAGUUCAGGAGAUGAUGAUAAAUGAGAGUUUUGAGUUUCCUAAUUUCGGUAUCAGUGCUGAUGAGAUGUCUCAGGAUCCGUUGGAAGUGGAUGGUUCUAAGUUAAACAAUGAAGAGGUGAACAUUCCGAAGGCAGUGGAGAUGACUCCGCAGCCCAAGAAGCGGGGUCGUCCGCGUAAAAUUCCGUUGUCGGAGGGCGCCAAGCCGAUCCCAGCGCCUGUGGUGGCGCUUCCCGUCACUGCACUCGAGGAACGGCCCCAGCGCUCUUUGAGGUUGUCUAGAGACCGUCCAGCAAUAAUCGCGAAGCCGAGAGGAGGCCGCGGCCGCGGGCGGGGGGCUCGGCGUCCGGACGCGCCGCCGUCCGGGCCCAGCGCCCCGGACGAGCCCGAGCCCGAGCCCAUAGACCCCACGAGCUCAAGGAUCAAGCUGCCGAGGAUGACCGAAGCCCUGGACAAGUCAGUGUGCUCAACGCCGCUGUCGAGUCGUCGGCUGAGCGAGAGUGGGGAUAUGAAGCUGUUUGGGGAUUCUCAGUCCGUCAGUUCCGUGAUGGAUGAAACUUCCAAAGAGGAUUCGUUCAUGAAAUCCCCGUCGCCAAGUCGCGGCGGGCGCGGUGCCCGCGCGCGGGGCUCCCGGCCGGGCCGCUCGCCGGCGCGCGGCGCCCGCAGGGGAGGCCGCGGCCGCGGGGGAGGACGCGGCGCUAUGUAUAUGAAGGAAACCCUUGGUAUAUACGGGCGUGUGUGUGGACCUGCCACCACCACCGUGCAACUCUUCGAAGAGGAGACAUGCAUGAUGGAUGAUAACGCGACGCCAGCCAAGCCUUCAUGCUUACUGGACGAAGAUUCCCAGAGCUCCGUCAAGAGCUCCACGAAUGAGAGCAACAAAUUGAAGAAAUCGAAAUUCGCGGACUUAUUUGACAGUAAUAAAAUAUGGACGGCGGAAGACGUGAAAGAAUACACGUGGCCGCCACCCGGCGAAGGUGAUGAGGAGUCUCAGGUGAUGAUGAUCGAGGAGCAGGUGGCGCUGUUCCUGGGCGCGCGCAGCCUGCGGCGGCGCUACCCCGCGCUGCGGCGCCGCCGCGUGGCGGGCGCCGAGCGCGCGCGCCUGGCCGCGCUGCUGGGCCGCGCCGCGCCCGCCGAUUUAACAGCAGUAGACGCGAGCGAAGUUCUAGACAUUAUGCUGUCAGACUAUCCGCACAAGUACGAAGAGUACCGCUCAUAUCAGAGACAGAGACAGCUGACAGAGGACGACGUGAAAGAAGAGAGGGUGGACAAAGUGGAGAUGAAGGCUGAAGUCAAAGCGGACGUGAAGCCUGAACCGCCUAAAGUCGACCCGGAGAAGACUAGACAGGACAUGGCCCUAGCGGCCAUGGCCUCGGCCAGCGAGUGGAACAGCCGCAUGAACGCGCUGCGGCGGCCGGCCUGCGUGGACCUGCAGUCGCUCACCAUCCAGCGGCGGCUGGCCGCGCCCGCCGCGCCGCGCGCGCACGUGCGGCCCCCGGCCGGCUUCUACCCGCACGCGCUGCUGCCCGGCCAGUACCAGCACGCGUACAGGCGCUACACUCCCGACCAGCUCAGAUACUUCCCGCUGAACACGGCGUUGGCAGCGCCGCCCGCGCCGCCCGAGAGCAGCUCGGACUCGGGCUCGGACUCCGAGCGGGACUCCAGCGCGGACUCCGACGUCAACACUUAUCAUCAUCUGCACAAGAGAAAACGUCUCACGAAAGUGAAGCGAAGCAGUCACGAAGCCUCAUGCAGUAAGGACAUUAAAGAGGAGAGUCGCGACGGCGCCGAAGUGGACUUGUGCAAAGUGUGCAAGCUGAGAUUGGAGGCCAACAGGAAGUAUACUCACGAGAGAUUCCUCGUGUGUGCCGAAUGUAAUGGCAAACUGCAUCCCGGCUGCGUGGAGCUGAGCGCCGACACGGUCCGCAAGUGCCGCGAGUACCCGUGGCAGUGCGCCGACUGCAAGACCUGUAACGCGUGCCGCGACUCGCGCCACGACACCAAGAUGCUGUUCUGCGACCUCUGCGACCGCGGCUUCCACAGCUACUGCGUGGGGCUCGACAAAGUGCCCAGUGGGCGGUGGCACUGCGUGGAGUGCGCGGUGUGCAGGUCGUGCGGCGCGCGCGAGCCCGGCGGCGCGCCCGGGGCUCCGGGGACCCCGGGCGCGGGGGGCGCGGCCGAGUGGCACCACCAGACCAAGCGCGGCCCGGGCGGACACAAGGUCUACUCGCACUCGCUGUGCACGCCCUGCGCCAGGGCGUAUCGCAUCGGUCGCUACUGCCCACUGUGUGAACGCUCCUUCAUCGGGCCCAAGGGGAAUUUGCAGCUCGUCAUUUGUAAGCUGUGCGAUAGGCAACUACAUCAAGAGUGUGUUAGGCAGACGGUGCCGGCGCUGAGCGUGCUGGACUACACGUGCGCGGAGUGCCGGCGCGGCGGCAUCACGUCGCGCGCCGCCGCCGUGCGCCUGGCGCCGCGCACCAUCGCCACGCUGUUCAUGGCCAAGCGCCGCUUCAACAAGUACGCGCACCGCCAGUACCUGCAGAGCCGGCUGCGGGCCAAGGCGGCGGACGCGCCCGACGGCGAGCCGGAGCCCUCCGACGACGGCUCCGCGGAGACCGACUCCCGGGAGACCGACGCCGCCGUCGCCUCCAUCAGCCUCGACUACGACGGCUGAACUGUACAUAUUGAACUGACCCGUUGUGUAUUAUAUAUAGCUGUUAUUAGCAUAUUGUAACUCUUAUUCGCUUCGGUAAUACGGUUGUAAGGUAAAAACUGUUGCAUAAAUCUGAUUAAUAUAACGAUUAACCGGUAGGCUACGUAAGUUAUCGGAUAGUGAAGAGAUACUAGCUGUAUAUUGUCUUAUUUUCCGUAGUGCUUUUCGGUUUCCAUCGAGAUGUAACGUGACGGCGGAAUGUGUAUAUUGUAUGCUUCUAGCGGGGGCGGUACCCGCGGAUCGGAUUCCACCAGUGGUUGGCGGUAGGUCGCUGAACUAACGUGUAUACUGUACAGUAACUAUAACUAACUUCACUAUAUGGGUAGCUGGGCAAUUCGUACUGUUUUUAAUAUUAAUAGUUUUGUUCGUAAGUUUCUCGGACGGUCGUGCGAUGUGUGUGCCCUCGCUCGGGACCGGACAGGUUAACUCUGUGAGUGAAAUCGCUGUUAAAUAAGUAUAAAGUUUUAUUGUUUUAAGUUUAACUCGAUUAUUAUUAUUAUUACAAUGUACCGUCGAUGCCUAGAGCUGGAAUAAAUGUGUAUAUUAAAAUUCUGCCUUUGUAUGCAUUUCGUUCUUAUUUCUCAAAUUCUGUAUCGUCACUGUUGUGUCCAAUCGGUUGCUCUCGCGACAGUGCGCAUUUUCUUUUUGUUCUAGAUAAGACUAUUGUUAACUUUGCUUUAUAAGGUAUUUAUUUUAGUUGUACUUCAUAUGGAUACACCAGUAUACAAUCUGUCGUUCUGUUUAAUAUAAAAAGAUAAUAUUUUCGCUCAACUCAAUGACAUGUGACGCCCGAACGCGUAUGAAUUUGCUUAUGAAUUUGUUAUUUGCAAACUUCUCUUUAAUCAUGCGAUUUAUACAAUGUUGAUUUAUUAAUUACACCGUAGUUUAUGUUAAGGAUUUAUUUAGUUUAAUUUGUAUGAAUGAAUUUCAGCAGCUCUGUCAAGUGAUCGUCUCUUACUUAAUUUCAAAGUACAAAACACAAAGGCUUCCUUUUAUGUUAAUAUCUCACAGCCGUUCUGGAAAAUGUAUGCCGAUCCCAAUGAUUAUAGAUUUAUUAUAGAAAGAUCAAAUAAAUUAUUUAACUCAGAGUAUAAUUAUGUUUAUUUCAUGAUGAAAAAUUAUUUAUUUAUUCAACUGUGUUACGAGAUAGAUUAAAUAUAGCGAAGUUGGGAGUGUGGUUCGCAGAGCCCGCUGUACUUACGGUAACCGCUUUCGGCUCCACAGUGCAAUGACCCCGUAUGUAAUAUAUAAACAAAUACUAUGACCACUGUAUUCGGAGCGACGUCAUCGAAUACUUGUAAUGUAUCUAUCGUGUUUUAGUUUAUAAUUGUGCUUUGGUUAUAUUAAUCAUAAUUUACUUAGAGACAAUUUAAGAUAAAAUUUAUGUCCGCAGAAGUAUAAUCCAUCAAAUCAUGUUAUAACUUUUUUACGAUGUACACAACCGGCGCGGCUUCCCGCGGCCGGAGUUCGCAUUGCUUUGACACAGGUGAAAUUAAGACUUACAUGUAAGAGGAAUAAUGAUAACUUUAUGUCUACUUAAUGCAAGUGUAAACGUUCUAGAAAUCUCGCACUGUU
Molecule: messenger RNA, 9689 nt
Organism: Amyelois transitella
Lineage: Eukaryota; Metazoa; Arthropoda; Insecta; Lepidoptera; Pyralidae
Gene: e(y)3
Exons: 15
Coding region: 498-8075 (2525 amino acids)
Source: RefSeq, a predicted model, not a curated record